GGUCGACGUCAUUCUUCCCUCUGGUUGCGCUGUGGACGCGUAUUCCCAGUUACGAAUUUCGUCGUCUUUGGCAAGCUGUCUUUUUUUUUCUCUUUUUUCUAGUCGCUACUCUAUUCGUAAAGCAAUUCAUAUAUCAUCAUGUCGAUUAUGCAAUAUAACGGUGGCUCGGUGGUCGCCAUGGUCGGAAAAGACUGUGUGGCUAUUGCGGCUGACAAGCGAUUGGGUCAACAGUUCAUGACGGUUUCCACCGAAUUCCAAAAGAUGUACCAAGCGACAGAAAAGAGUUUCAUUGGCCUGCCUGGUCUUGCCACCGAUGUUUUGACAUUAGCCGAACGAUUUCGAUUCAAGAUCAACAUGUACAAAAUGCGUGAAGAGCGCGAUAUUGAGCCAAAGACAUUGGCUCAUUUGGUAUCCUCGACAUUAUACGAACGACGAUUUGGUCCAUACUUUGUAGAACCGGUAGUGGCUGGUUUGGGCAAGGAUAACAAACCGUUUAUUUGUUCGAUGGACUUGAUUGGAUGUAUCAACUUUGCCAAAGAUUUCGUUGUAAGCGGCACAGCAGGACCUAAUCUUUACGGUAUGUGUGAGUCGCUCUGGGAACCGGAUCUGGAACCCGAGGAUCUCUUUGAAACCAUUUCGCAAGCAUUGUUGAACGCACAAGAUCGUGAUGCUUUAUCAGGAUGGGGUGCCGUUGUUCACAUCAUGUAAGUUACCAUGAUCUGUUUUACUUCGCUAAUGGGUUUGCUGUAACUGGGCCUUUUCCUUAGAACUCCCGAUCAAAUCAUUACUCG
This is a messenger RNA of Radiomyces spectabilis, 791 nucleotides long. Its product is annotated as nucleophile aminohydrolase. The transcript has 4 exons. Gene Ontology annotation, cellular component: proteasome core complex; proteasome core complex, beta-subunit complex. NCBI's taxonomy places the organism in Eukaryota, Fungi, Mucoromycota, Mucoromycetes, Mucorales, Radiomycetaceae. The coding region runs from base 139 to 708 and encodes 189 amino acids. The record is from RefSeq and is a predicted model, not a curated record. Gene Ontology annotation, biological process: proteasome-mediated ubiquitin-dependent protein catabolic process.